AUGCCUGGCUCUUCCCUUUGGCUUCUGCCUCCACUGACGCAUCCCCUCUACUCCAUCCUCACGAAGCUCAUCAGUUCGACCCUCCCCUCCAAGUGCCCCUCCGAAGCUGCAUCAUCUCCUAAAGUCAAACCGCAUUUCUUCUCCCCCCACAUGACCCUGACCAGUGAUGUCCCUCCCUCUGUCUACGGGUCCGACCCACAAGCAUGGCUCGACUCGAUCCCCUUCCCUUCUGCCGAACACGUCAAGGUCCGUUUCGGCAAGGUGAAGAGUCAGGAUGUUUUCUAUAGGCGGUGUUACAUAUCUGUCGGGUACGAGGGCGUCAAAGACCUUGCGGGGGUUUCGAGGGCGAGGGGAGUGUUUGGGGAAGAGGACGAACGGGGCGAGAAGACGAAGGAAUGGUUGGAGUGGUGGAGGAAGCAGUUUGGGCCGCAUGUUAGCUUGAUGUAG
Messenger RNA from Podospora anserina S mat+, 447 nucleotides. RefSeq lists its product as uncharacterized. The transcript has a single exon. Gene Ontology annotation, molecular function: 2',3'-cyclic-nucleotide 3'-phosphodiesterase activity. Gene Ontology annotation, biological process: cyclic nucleotide metabolic process. NCBI's taxonomy places the organism in Eukaryota, Fungi, Ascomycota, Sordariomycetes, Sordariales, Podosporaceae. Bases 1 to 447 code for a protein of 148 amino acids. The record is from RefSeq and is a predicted model, not a curated record.